AUGUGCAAGGUGGAAGCUCAUUUGAAAUUAAAAGAGAACGCGAAACCGAUAUUCAUUAAAAGUCGAACUGUGCCUUUUAAAUUAAAAGAAAAAGUUGAAGUUGAAUUAGAAAAUAUGGUAAAAGCGGGAAUAUUAGAAAAAAUAGAGUCUUCAAAAUGGGCUACACCAAUAGUACCAGUAUUGAAAAAGAAUGGCCAAAUUCGAAUUUGUGGGGAUUUUAGUGUAACGGUUAAUCCGUUGUUAGUUGUAGAUGAGCACCCCUUGCCCACAAUUGAUGAGCUUUUCGCGUCUAUGGCUGGAGGUAGAAUAUUUUCAAAAAUAGAUUUAAAGCAAGCCUAUUUACAACUACCUUUAGCGGAACAAGAUAGAGAGAUUUUGACAUUAAAUACGCAUAAAGGUUUAUACAAGUGUAAUCGGUUGAUGUACGGGAUAGCGUCGGCACCGGCUAUAUGGCAACGGAUAAUCGAGAACAUUCUAAAUGGAAUUCCUGGGGUUGCAGUAUUCUUAGAUGAUAUACGAGUGUCAGGAAAAAAUUUAGAUGAACACAUGAAACGUUUAGAUUUAGUUUUCGGUAGAUUAUCGAAAUAUAAUUUGCGAAUUAACAGAGAUAAAUGUGAAUUUCUUAAAGAAAGCAUUACUUAUUGCGGAUACGAAAUCGGUAAAAGGGGGAUUUCGAAAGAGAAACACAAAAUGGAAGCAGUACGUAAGAUGCCGAGACCAAAUAAUAUCACAGAAUUAAGAGCAUUUAUAGGAUUAAUAAAUUAUUAUGGUCGGUUUAUCGAAAAUUUAAGUGAUGUACUGCGUCCAUUGAACAAUUUACUUAAAAAGGAUGUUCCUUUUGAAUGGACUAAAGAUUGUGAAAUCGCGUUUGAGCGAGCAAAAGAAGAAUUUCAAAGUAAUAAAAUAUUAGUACCGUUUGAUUCUAAGUUGCCUUUAGUUUUAGCUACCGACGCUAGUCCGUAUGGUGUAGGAGCAGUAUUAUCACAUACAUAUCCGGACGGAAGUGAAAGAAUUAUUCAGUGUGCUUCAAAUUCGUUAACCGAAACACAAAAGAAAUAUGCCCAAAUAGAUAAGGAGGCGUAUGCUAUUAUUUUUGGCAUUAAAAAGUUCCAUCAAUUUUUGUAUGGAAACCGCUUUACGUUACUCACAGACCAUAAGCCUCUAGCGCAAAUCUUCAAUCCUCAAAAAGGCUUACCAGCUUAUAGCGCAAUGCGAAUUCAGCAUUAUGCGAUAUUUUUGCAAGCAUUUAAUUUUUCGAUUAAAUAUAGAAAAUCUAGCGAACAUUGUAACGCAGAUGGUUUCUCGCGACUACCUAUACAAGAGAAACGGUUAGGAGAAUGCGAUCCUAUUGAUGUAUUUUUAAUGGAGAAUUUAGAAUCGUUACCAGUCACAGCAAAUGAAAUUUAUAAAAAAACGAGAGAAGAUGGAGCACUAGCAAAAAUAGUAGAAGCCUUAGAAAAAGGAAAGAGCCUGGUGCCUUUGGGCUACCAAGAUAACGAAUUUUCAUUACAAAAAGGUAUAAUCUUUAGAAAGGAAAGAGUUGUAAUUCCAAAAGUAUUAACAAAUAGAAUUUUAAAAGAAUUACAUGCAGGACACUUUGGUUGCGUUAAAAUGAAAAAUCUAAGUAGAAAUUUUUGCUGGUGGUCAGGAAUAGACAAAGAUAUAGAAAGUCUAACUAAAAACUGUAGUGCAUGCAAUACUUUCAGUAAUAAUCAGAAAAACGUUAAAAUUAAGCAUCGUUGGGAACCGGCAACCGAGCCGUUCCAACGCGUACACAUGGAUUUUGCGGGACCUUUUAUGGGACACCAUUUUUUAGUUUUGGUUGAUGCUUGUACCCGAUGGCCUGAAGUGCAUCUUAUGGGAAGUAUUGAUUCAGGAAAGACCAUUGAAAAGUGCCGUGAAAUUUUUGCUACGUUCGGAUUGCCACAAGAGUUGGUAACGGAUAAUGGCCGAACUUUUAUCUCUAAAGAGUUUCAAUUAUUUUUAAAACAAAACGGCAUUUUCCAUAAGUGCACAGCGCCAUACAAUCCAGCUACAAAUGGACUAGCGGAGCGUUUCGUUCAAACACUCAAACAAGGCUUACGGAAAUUAGGAACUACAAAUAAAAAUAUUAAAUUAAAUUUACAUAAGCUUCUAUUUCAUUAUCGGUUAUUGCCGCAUCAGGAAUCUGGGAAAUCGCCAGCGGAAUUAAUGUUUGGAAGAAAUUUAAAUAGUGCGACAAUUGCCGAUAGUACUCAGAUGCAAGCGUUGGACUAUGGCAGUCCGAUCUUAAAUGCGAAUUUAGAAUGUAAGAAUGCGAACGAAUCAUGUGAGAAAUCGCCCACAUCGGAUAGAGAGAGACCGCUAAAUAUAUCUCCGGAAGAUACUGAACAGCAAGUUCAGGAGAUACCUUCCGAAUCCGAGGACGGGGGGGGGGGCGCCAGAUCAGGUCACUGUCUACACUGA
This is a messenger RNA of Wasmannia auropunctata (little fire ant), 2445 nucleotides long. RefSeq lists its product as uncharacterized. The transcript has 2 exons. The coding region runs from base 1 to 2445 and encodes 814 amino acids. NCBI's taxonomy places the organism in Eukaryota, Metazoa, Arthropoda, Insecta, Hymenoptera, Formicidae. Gene Ontology annotation, biological process: DNA integration. Gene Ontology annotation, molecular function: nucleic acid binding. The record is from RefSeq and is a predicted model, not a curated record.